CUUCUCUCUCUUCCUCUGUCGUUAGGGCUGGUCUUCAUCUCCAUUUCCCCUCUCUAAGCUCAGCUUCCGCUUCAGAAUUCCAUCUCCAUUUCUCUUCCUUCAACCUCUCUACUCUUCAUGCUCUUUCUCUGCGGAUCCCUCUCUUUUCAAUGACUUUGUUCCCCUCCGCUUCUGCUUCUUCCUCUGCCUCCGCUCACCGUGGCAUCGGCUUGUCUAAUUCUUUACACUCCGAGGUUGCUCCCUGCUUGCCUUUGCCAUCGCUUCCGGUCUUCUUUGGCGCCUCCUACCCCCUGCUCCGCCUCUUCGAUGAACCGGACGGCAGCUAUGCUACUUCAGGGACUCAUCAUCUCGCUCAGUCUAACAACAUCGCUGAUCUGCUUCGUGCUACUGACGUGUCUUACUUGUGGUAAGACGCGGGAAGCGCAGUAAGUUCGUGGGCAAGCUUGGGUGCUUAGUCAUACGAAAGAUUCCGAAGAAGAUUUUAUCACCAACUUGAUAUCUUUAUUAGAGACAAAACAAGAAUUGACAAUUUGUCAGCCACACAUCCACACAUCGAAGUCUCGCAUGUGAAUUAUCAGUUUUUUACUUUGUAAAU
Cucurbita moschata (crookneck pumpkin) is the source of this 595-nucleotide messenger RNA. RefSeq names its product sister chromatid cohesion protein SCC2-like. Bases 150 to 410 code for a protein of 86 amino acids. The transcript has 2 exons. Lineage: Eukaryota; Viridiplantae; Streptophyta; Magnoliopsida; Cucurbitales; Cucurbitaceae. The record is from RefSeq and is a predicted model, not a curated record.